GAUUAAUAAUAAUUGCCUCAAAAUCCCCAGAAGCUCAUGGCACGGAAGAUCUGUGUUAUAAAAGCGAACGUCCAGUUCCUUCUCCUAGCUGUUUACUUCUACCUCUAGCCAAGCCUCAAAUCCCGUUGUAUAAUUCAUCUCCGUACCUGCAUCUCCAACACCAAAACAAAAAUAAACCCCACCUAGUACUGUAGCGAGCCUACCUAAGCCAAGCGCUGUUCAACCCCGCCAACCAUCCCAGCAAUCUUCUGCCCGCCAACAUCUAAACCACCAAGCUCCGUUGUCGCAACAUCUUUCAACGCCCACUAACAGGAAAGAACCCCAUUUCAAACAAAUCAAAAUGUCGGACGCAAACCACACCUACAAGUUCAACAUCACCAUGACCUGCGGCGGCUGCUCAGGCGCCGUGGACAGGGUGCUGAAGAAGCUCGACGGCGUCCAAAGCUACGAGGUCUCGCUUGAGAACCAGAACGCUACCGUCGUCGCCGGCCCUGACUUGAGCUACGAAAAGGUCCUCCAGACCAUCACCAAGACGGGCAAGAAGGUCACGGCCGGCGAGGCUGAUGGUGUUGCGCAGAGCAUCGAGGUCCCUUCGGCAUAGAAAACCCCGCUUUUGGGUCGAGGUUGGAAACGAAGAAACGAGCAACCCGGAUGGGAGCAAGGGAAUUACGAUUGCUUUGCUUAUUGACUAGCCGGGCGUUAUAUAUUUUUAAUGGGAAUCUUAUACGUUUUGGACCUUACUUUGGUGUUUGACACACUCCCAAGUUUAGUGUCGCG
Messenger RNA from Pyricularia oryzae 70-15, 777 nucleotides. RefSeq lists its product as uncharacterized. Lineage: Eukaryota; Fungi; Ascomycota; Sordariomycetes; Magnaporthales; Pyriculariaceae. Gene Ontology annotation, biological process: copper ion transport. Gene Ontology annotation, cellular component: cytosol. The coding region runs from base 341 to 601 and encodes 86 amino acids. The record is from RefSeq and is a predicted model, not a curated record. The transcript has 2 exons. Gene Ontology annotation, molecular function: metal ion binding; copper chaperone activity.